Messenger RNA from Synchiropus splendidus (mandarinfish), 1213 nucleotides. Its product is annotated as protein CutA homolog. Gene Ontology annotation, biological process: response to metal ion. The coding region runs from base 25 to 492 and encodes 155 amino acids. The transcript has 7 exons. The record is from RefSeq and is a predicted model, not a curated record. Lineage: Eukaryota; Metazoa; Chordata; Actinopteri; Syngnathiformes; Callionymidae. Gene Ontology annotation, molecular function: copper ion binding.
CAGAAGUUGCUGAAGCGAAAGACCAUGCAAACUGGACUGCCUGGUGCAGAGAUGCCACACGGCGGAUCAGUAAAACUGGUAGUUUUGUCGGUGCUCCUCAGUGUGUUUAUGUUCCAGCUGCUGAGGUCUGUAGGACUGAGGGCGUUCUCCAUGGCAUCAGGGACGUAUGUAUCCGGCACACACUCUGCCGCCUUCGUCACGUGCCCCAAUGACACCGUGGCAAAAGAGCUGGCGAGGGGGAUUGUGGAGAAGAAGCUGGCUGCUUGUGUCAAUAUUGUCCCAGCCAUCACAUCAGUGUAUGAAUGGCAGGGGAAGAUCGAGGAGGACAGCGAGGUUCUGCUGAUGAUCAAAACCAGAAGCGCCAAGGUGGCUGCUCUGGCUGAGUUUGUCAGGUCCAAUCAUCCUUACGAGGUCGCUGAGGUCAUCAGCCUGCCCAUCGAUCAGGGUAACCCGCCUUACCUGAAGUGGAUCGGAGACACAGUUCCAGAAUAAUGGCUCAACAGCGGCGGCAGUGAAGUCACUCUAUUGCUUCCAGAAAGUCACGUCACAGCGUCUCAACUUAAACACGUUUCAACCUCUCACUUAAUCUGACGCAUUCUCAAUCGGCUCUUUCUUCAACUGACUUUGUUACGUAUUUGAAAUUAAAAAAAUAAUAAAUUUUUCUCUGAAUUGUGUCAACUUGUUUUGGAAUUUUCCACCAGGGGUCACCGGCACGUCGCCCACCUUCACCUCUUUCUCAUUCUCUCCUGCCCCAUUCAUCAUAAAGCUCACUGUUUGUCUUGGUCUCUUGGUCCAACACUGGCUCUCCUCCGCAUCUCACCUCCCGAACUUCAUCUCUCCAACCUCAGUGUCUUCAUCUCCGACUCUUCUAACCUUUCUUUUCAUUUGCUUUACUGUGACAUAACAAGGGUCUUCUGGAAUUACAGUGUUAAGAUUUGACUGUUCAACGGGGAGAAACAAUAUUCUCCUAAAUUCGUUCAUUCAUUUUGGCACCGCAGUCCAAACCCCUCUCUGACACGCCACACUCCAGCACACACAUCACUCCAAAAGAAAGCAACAAAAUAUAUGAAAACAUUUAUUAUUCUGCGUUCAGACUUGGCCAGCUCUCUCCCUGUGUUGUACAACUCCAGGCGAAGGCUUCAGCUUCUAUGACACUUGAAUAUAGAAAAGAAAAUUCAUGCUUGUCUCACGUUCUCUGCAACCCUUUGAAUGA